GACGCCACGGGGCCCGUUGUCUGUGUGUGGGCCUAGGGGCCCCGGGGGCAGCGGGGGCUCCCGGCGGGGGCGGCGGUGGGUCGGGAGGGCCUGGACAUGGCGCUGAGGGGCCGCCCCGCGGGAAGAUGAAUAAGGGCUGGCUGGAGCUGGAGAGCGACCCUGGACUCUUCACCCUCCUGGUGGAAGAUUUCGGUGUCAAAGGGGUGCAGGUGGAGGAGAUCUAUGACCUUCAGAGCAAAUGUCAGGGCCCUGUGUAUGGAUUCAUCUUCCUGUUCAAAUGGAUCGAAGAGCGCCGGUCUCGUCGCAAGGUCUCUACCUUGGUGGAUGAUACAUCAGUGAUUGAUGACGAUAUUGUGAAUAACAUGUUCUUUGCCCAUCAGCUGAUCCCCAACUCUUGUGCCACUCACGCUCUGCUGAGCGUGCUCCUGAACUGCAGCAAUGUGGACCUGGGACCCACCCUGAGUCGCAUGAAGGACUUCACCAAAGGCUUCAGCCCUGAGAGCAAAGGAUAUGCGAUUGGCAAUGCCCCGGAGUUGGCCAAGGCACAUAAUAGCCAUGCCAGGCCUGAGCCACGCCACCUCCCCGAGAAGCAGAAUGGCCUUAGUGCAGUGCGGACCAUGGAAGCUUUCCACUUUGUCAGCUAUGUGCCUAUCACAGGCCGACUUUUUGAGCUGGAUGGGCUGAAGGUCUACCCCAUUGACCAUGGGCCCUGGGGGGAGGAUGAGGAGUGGACAGACAAGGCCCGGCGGGUCAUCAUGGAGCGUAUCGGCCUCGCCACUGCAGGGGAGCCCUACCAUGACAUCCGCUUCAACCUGAUGGCGGUGGUGCCCGACCGCAGGAUCAAGUACGAAGCCAGGCUGCACGUGCUGAAGGUGAACCGUCAGACAGUACUGGAGGCCCUGCAGCAGCUGAUUAGGGUAACACAGCCAGAGCUGAUUCAGACCCACAAGUCUCAAGAGUCACAGCUGCCUGAGGAGUCCAAACCAGCCAGUGGCAAGUCCCCCAUGGCACUGGAGGCAGGCAGGGCCUCAGCAGCCUCUGAGAGCACCCACACAGAUGGUGUGGAAGAGGUGGCUGGUUCAUGCCCACAAGCCCCAACCCACAGCCCUCCCAGCAAACCCAAGCUGGUGGUGAAGCCUCCAGGGAGCAGCCUCAAUGGGGUGCCCCCCACCCCCACUCCCAUUGUCCAGCGACUGCCGGCCUUUCUGGACAAUCACAACUAUGCCAAGUCUCCUAUGCAGGAGGAGGAAGACCUGGCAGCAGGUGUGGGCCGCAGCCGAGUUCCAGUCCGCCCACCCCAGCAGUACUCAGAUGAUGAGGAUGACUAUGAGGAUGACGAGGACGACGAUGUGCAGAACACCAACUCCGCCAUCAGGUACAAGCGAAAGGGGCCAGGGAAGCCAGGGCCAUUGAGCAGCUCCGGGGAUGGGCAGCUGUCAGUGCUGCAGCCCAACACCAUCAAUGUCUUGGCCGAGAAGCUCAAAGAAUCCCAGAAAGACCUCUCGAUUCCUCUGUCCAUCAAGACAAGCAGUGGGGCCGGGAGUCCGGCUGUGGCGAUGCCCACGCACUCACAGCCUUCGCCUACCCCCAGCAAUGAGAGCACAGACACAGCCUCCGAGAUUGGCAGCGCUUUCAACUCGCCGCUGCGCUCACCCAUCCGCUCGGCGAACCCAACGCGGCCCUCCAGCCCUGUCACCUCCCACAUCUCCAAGGUGCUUUUUGGAGAGGAAGACAGCCUGUUGCGUGUUGACUGCAUACGCUACAAUCGUGCUGUACGCGACCUGGGUCCUGUUAUCAGCACAGGUCUACUGCACCUGGCUGAGGACGGUGUGCUGAGUCCCCUGGCACUGACAGAGGGUGGGAAGGGUUCCUCACCUUCCAUCAGACCAAGCCAGGGGUCUAGCAGCCCAGAGGAGAAAGAAGUGCUGGAAGCCGUGGAUGGCAGAGAGAAGCCUGGACUGGUCAGGCCCGGCGAGCCCUUGAGUGGAGAGAAGUACUCACCCAAGGAGCUGCUGGCAUUGCUGAAGUGUGUGGAGGCUGAGAUUGCAAACUAUGAAGCCUGCCUCAAGGAAGAGGUAGAGAAGAGGAAGAAGUUCAAGAUUGAUGACCAGAGAAGGACCCACAACUACGAUGAGUUCAUCUGCACCUUCAUCUCUAUGCUGGCUCAGGAAGGCAUGCUGGCCAACCUGGUGGAGCAGAACAUCUCGGUGCGGCGGCGCCAAGGGGUCAGCAUUGGCCGGCUCCACAAGCAGCGGAAGCCUGACCGGCGGAAACGCUCGCGCCCCUACAAGGCCAAGCGCCAGUGAAGACUCCUGGCCCUGAUUCUGCAGCCCGCUCUUGCCGCAUGGCCCUCCCAGGGGCCCCUUCCCUGCCCCACUCCCCCCUUCCCAGUAUUACUGAAUAGUUCCAGCCAGAGAGCCUAAACCUGGGAGUGGGAGCUAGGCCAGGAUUCCCUGCACUGUGUCCCGGGGCCUGACAGGGCAGGUCAGCCCCCUAGUGCUCAGGAAGCAGCACCUGGAGCUGGGGCACAGCAAGGUGCUGCAGCUUCCUCCACAGCCGGCUGUGGAGUGGCAGGACCUGGCCUUUCUGCCUGGGCAGCAGAAUAUAUAUUUUGCCUACAGAGACAUCUAUUUUUCUGGGCUCUAACCCAUCUUGCCACCACUGUGUUGUCAUAGCAGGCUUCCUGACUCUGCAUUCUCUCCUAACAGCUGUCAUCCUGGUGGGCCCAGGUCCCUGCAUGAUGCUUGGGUCACGACUGCAGGGUCACAGCACGGGCCUAGGUGGGCACAGGGCCCUGCUGCUCUAGCCCCGCCCUAGUCAUCCCUGUUGUAAAGAAGCCAGGUCUACUCUUCAUUCCUCCCGGGAGAUCUCCAAACUCAGGGACCUGGCUGCUGGGCUGGACUGAGAGUGGAGUGUCCCAGUGAGGGUGGGACGAGCACAGAGAAGUGUUUCAGCUGUUUGGUGGCCUGUAAACUCCCUUCAUGGCUCCAGCCAGGCUUGUCAAGACUCUGCUCUGUGGAAAGGCUCUGGGGCUCUGCCUUCAGUGUUGUGGCCCUAGCAGUGGGCCUGCCUUGGGCUCCUGGGCUCUGUGCCUGGAGCCUAGGGCUCAGAGGAGCCUCUGCCCAGCCCCUCAGUAUUACCAUGUUUCUCCUCCUCUUAGGGACAGCAGAGACAGGGUUGCUUGCAGGAAGUUGGCACCACUCAGCUCUCCCUGCUACACCAGCUUCCUCAGCCUCUGCAAGGCACUCAGGGUGGGGGACAGCAGGACCAAGACAACAAGUUGGAGGCCCUGUGUUCCCAGAGGGCCUGAUGCCAAGGGGUACUGGACCCAGCACUGCCUCUGGAGCUUGGGCCUUAAACAUAGCCCCGUGGUCUCUGCCAGAUGACGGCUUUGAAGGUGAUCCAAGCGGUUCCCUUAUCUGUACAUAGUGACCGGAGGGUAGAGGGGCAGAUGGGGGAUGGCUGGCAGGCAUAGCAGCUGCCUCUCUCUGCAUUGAGCAAGCCUGACCCCUCCGGCCCCUGUAAAUAUUGGAUCAAUGGAAGAAUAAAACUCUCCUAAAAAAUGAA
This is a messenger RNA of Equus quagga, 3567 nucleotides long. It is a transcript of the gene BAP1, whose product is annotated as BRCA1 associated protein 1. Lineage: Eukaryota; Metazoa; Chordata; Mammalia; Perissodactyla; Equidae. The transcript is spliced from 17 exons. Gene Ontology annotation, cellular component: cytoplasm. Gene Ontology annotation, biological process: protein deubiquitination; ubiquitin-dependent protein catabolic process. Bases 126 to 2306 code for a protein of 726 amino acids. The record is from RefSeq and is a predicted model, not a curated record. Gene Ontology annotation, molecular function: cysteine-type deubiquitinase activity.